Malaya genurostris is the source of this 4056-nucleotide messenger RNA. It is a transcript of the gene Enoph, whose product is annotated as enolase-phosphatase E1. NCBI's taxonomy places the organism in Eukaryota, Metazoa, Arthropoda, Insecta, Diptera, Culicidae. Bases 251 to 2767 code for a protein of 838 amino acids. Gene Ontology annotation, molecular function: magnesium ion binding; acireductone synthase activity. The transcript is spliced from 7 exons. The record is from RefSeq and is a predicted model, not a curated record.
GCUUGCGCGGCGUUCAGUCUGUAGAAAGCUAUCGGCCGGUUUAGCGUCUAGUCCUCGCAAGUUUCGUUCCGCUCGUAAUUUCUCUCUGACUCGUGGUGUUAGUGCACUUUUUUUUGAAAACUUGCAAUUUUAUGAUAGCUAGAAUCUCCUAGCUGUAAAAUUCAGCCUCGAUUGAUAAUUUCCGGUCUGAUUUUGUGCUUACAAGUAUUUAGUGAGUUGAAAAGCAUCUAACUGUUAAAAGUGAAAAAAGAUGGCAGCCGUCAGUUUUGAUGAGAAAGUACUUGCCGCAAAGUCUAUCAUUUGCGAUAUUGAAGGUACCACAUCUUCCGUCAGCUUCGUUAAGGAUGUUCUGUAUCCUUACGUACUGAAAAAUGUCGAAGAAUACCUAAAGACGCACUGGAGCGAUGAUGCGACAAAAACGGUUGUCGCUGCGUUGCGUGAACAAGCGGAAGAGGACAAGAAAGCCGAGGUCGAAGGUGCUGUGACUAUCCCUGCUGAGGACUCCGAGGAUAUCAUCGCCGAUGUAGUGAAGAACGUCGAAUGGCAAAUGUCUCUGGAUCGUAAGACCGGUGCACUGAAAACUCUGCAGGGUCUGGUUUGGGCUGAGGGUUACAACGAUGGAUCCAUAAAGGGACAUGUUUACGAUGACGUCUCCAAAGCAUUCGAACAAUGGACGGAAGCGGGUCGCAAAAUCUAUAUCUAUUCUAGUGGAAGUGUUGACGCACAAAAGUUGUUGUUCAAGAACAGCGAACAGGGAGAUCUGGUAAAGUAUUUGGCCGGUCAUUAUGAUACUAAAAUUGGUGCCAAGCAAGAAAAGGACAGCUACGAGGCCAUCCUCAAGAAUAUUGAGGUCUCCGCUGAGGAGGCCCUCUUUCUGACCGACGUCAUUGCAGAGGCUAAAGCUGCUAAGGAAGCCGGUCUGAAUGUUGUUGUCCUGGACAGACCCGGCAAUGCCGAACUGUCCGACGAUGACCGCAGCGCAUUUACCGUAAUCUCAUCGUUUACCGACAUCCCUAUUGAGUCGGCCGAAGAAACCACGAACGGCGCUGGCAAGCGCAAAAUCGACGAAACUGCCCAAGACGACGAAGCUCAGCAACCCCCAUCCAAGCUGGUAAAAGUCACAGCGACUGCGGAGAACGAUACCAGCAAAGUGAAUGGCAAAGCCGUUGAGGAGGAAGGAUCCUCUGAGCAGCAGAUGGAUGUUGAUGCUGAGACGACUGAUGGUGGCUCAAAUGAAAAACAAUCCGUUGUAGCAACCCUUGCAACUGAAAAGACUGAAAGCGAAAUUAAAAAAUCUCCAGAUGUGGAAGAAAACACAGAGGUCAGUAAAACUGAUAAACAGGAAGAGGACGCCAAGCGAGAGGAACCCGUUAUAAACGAGAAGACAGAGGAGAAAACAGAUAAGGUAGAUGACAAGACCGUUGAAACUGCGAAACCGAAAUCGAACACCGACGCGGAAACGAUGGAUAUUGACGAAGAAGAUGGCUCCGCCAAAGAAGAAGCUCCCAAACAGAGUGCUAUAGAGAAAGAAGUUGCUGAUACAACAAGUAACACUACAGUUUCCAAUAAUAUCCCGAAAGACACCACGGUAGAAGAGAAAGAUUCUGCGCCGAUUGCUGCUGAAUCAACCGAAUCGGUAGUUACUGAUAAAAUGGAAGAAACUGUGCAAACCAAGGCAGACACUGGUGCAUCGGUCGUAACAUCAAGCAAUGAAAAACCAGUCGAAAAAAUGGAGGCUGAUUUGGUUGAUUCAACCGAGGUGGUACCAGAAGCUUUGGAGCAAAAUAAAAAAGAUAAUGCACCAGUUGACAGCACUAAAGAAGAGGAAAAGCCUAACAAACUUGCACCUAAAGAUACACAAUCGGAAGAAGUUUCUGUUGAAAAAGAAAAAAAUAAAACUAUCGAUGAUCCCAUGGAAGAUGAAAAGAUAACAAAAGAGAUUAAUUCGGCUGAUGACAAGGAAAAACCAACGCAACCAAUCGAGGAAACAAAAGUUGUUGAAGAAUCUGCUCGUACGGAAACUUCAGAUGAAGAACCCAAGCAGGUUAAAGAGGUGGAAAAAUCAGUCGAAAGCAAAGUUGUUUCUGAGUCCGUUGAAGUCAAGACCGACGAAACAAAACCCGAAACUAUGGCAGUUGAGGUCGUCUCAGAAAGCAAGGGUGUCGAAUCAACGACAGCUGAACCAGUUGAGGAAGUUGCAGUUGAAGCGAAAGAGGAUGCUAUGGAAACCGAUUCGCCUAUUUGUGCCACACCAGAAGUCCAAACAGCGAAUAAAUCGGAAGCAACUACCGAACAAAAUGAGGCAACAGAAAAUAAGUCUGAAGAGCCAAAAUCGUCUAAUCCAGAUGCAGCGACCGCCGAAGAACAAACGUCAGAAAAGGAGGAGGUUUCCACUACUACUGCCACCGUAGAAAAUGGAACACAUCAAAAUGGUGUCGCCAAGCUUGUUAAUGGAAAGGAUGUGGCCCGAGUGCCAGAGAACGGUGAAGCUAAUACUACAGAAAGCACCACCAAUGGAACAAACGGAAAUCACGACGAAAAAAGUGACAGUGACAAAGAAAACGACACAUCGUCUACGAAUGUGGAAGAAACGGACGCAACAGUAACUAACAGCAACGAAAACGGUACAACCAACAGCAGCAAUCCUAAUACAACCAGCGCCACCACCACCACCUCCUCGUCUGACCUAGUGACCGAGAUCAAGUCCAAAAAGGUGAUCGAUGUUGGUGCCAGCACCCCUACUCCACCGAUCGAGGCGGAAUCGUAAAUUGUCGCUAAUGUUAAAAACAAAAUAACUCCGUUGAUAAGUAGAUAAAAGAACUGUCUGUCGUGAGUACGAUAUUUCCCUAAGAGUAGGACAAGCAAAGUAGAACCACUUUGUAUUCUUAAGGAGGAAAGUAAAUAUUAAUUACAUUUUUAUAUAAAUAUUUAUACUAUAGACAACAGGCAGGAAUACUAACCUUUUUCUCCAAACUGUAGAGACUAUACUUUCCAGUUUUUUUUUAUAAAAUAAACAACGCAUCAAAGAGAAUUACUGAUUGUAAAAGUACACGACUUUUAAGAUUAUUUCGAGCAAUAGAAACAAUAAUAGACAGGAUAGACGAUUUGUGCAUUUAAAACAAUGAUAGCAAGAAAGGUAACAUCAUACGUUUGUACAUGGGCAGAACACAAUAUUCAUCCUCCCAGCACACUAGCACAGGUUGGAAACUAGAAACAAAUCAAAUGACACUGACGGUAGUAUACAGGAUUUUAUUGACUUAUUUUGUGAUGUCGUUAUUUUAUAUCAGUUUUCUUGUAAUAGACCUUUACCAAUACUAUGAAUGCUGUUGUGUUUUCUAACUCAGUUUUGGAUCAUUUUUUUGCCAUUCUAGAACUAUGACUAGUUAAUCUUCGAAGGGUACAGAAACUCUGCUGUAUUUACGAUACACUUGUCUUCCUACGGGUCGAACGACGGCACAUACGAUGACACAAGACUAACCAGCAAUCAUAGUUCCUCGAAUUAUUUUUAAAAACUAACUGAAUACCAACCACCCUUCGAGGAGAGUCAGAGACUGUUUUUAUGAGUGCAUGCAGCACUUGCAACUGACUGCCAAACAUUUCUCAAUCAUCACUCAAAUAAUUAAUAAAAAAAUCACUAGUGUCUGGAACAUUCCUCAUACAUAAGCAUAAUAGGUGCUUGUUUGAAAAAAAAAACGAAAGAAGUCAGUACAGUAUUAUAGUUCUUCAGCCAGAAGAUUGCGAAGUUUUACUAGUUCAGUCGCAAGAAUGCGGCAUGGAGAUGAUUAAGAAAUAUCACUAUUCUUAUGUUGUCAAUGCUGUGUUGCAAUCAUAAACUGAAAAAAAAUAUUAGACGGAAAUACGUUUCUUGUAUCAAUAACAGAUAUCAAAUGUGAGAAACAUACGUGUCACUUUUUCAUGUUUUUCAUCCUGAGAAAUACAAACAAAAAAUCAUGCAAGCUUCGAUGGAAGCACGUAAAUGAUAAACUUAAAUAAAAAGAAGAAAGUUUACGUAAAGAUGAAAAUAAACUAACCAGUAAUAUUUUAGGAAUUAUUUAA